Molecule: messenger RNA, 1530 nt
Organism: Trichomycterus rosablanca
Lineage: Eukaryota; Metazoa; Chordata; Actinopteri; Siluriformes; Trichomycteridae
Gene: trmt10b
Product: tRNA methyltransferase 10B
Exons: 9
Coding region: 96-1007 (303 amino acids)
Biological process (GO): tRNA N1-guanine methylation
Cellular component (GO): nucleus; nucleoplasm
Molecular function (GO): tRNA binding
Source: RefSeq, a predicted model, not a curated record
CAGCACAGCAGUCACGUGCGGGAGGUGGUGUUUACAGUUCCUGCUCGUGUCGCUUAUUCAGUUUUGUCCGGUGAUCUUUGAUAUCCAUCUUGGAAAUGACGGACACUGUUGAAGUAUGUGAGAAGAAGCAAUGCCAUCUUAAUAACGACUCUGUAUCAGACAUGAUUGAGUUUCUCAGCAUUGAUGUGGAUCUGAGCUCCAGCACAACGAAUAGAGAGGAAACCUCAUGCUCUAAAAAUGUGAUGCGAAAGCAGCGUAACUGGGAAAGGAUAAUGGAGGCAAAGAAGAGCAAAAGGAAAGAAGAGAAACAGAGAAGGAAGCAGAACCAGCAAGAAAAAGACGCUCCUGAGUUUAGCAAACGUGUGAUGAAGGCGAUUACAAAAGAGCGAUUAGAAGAGGCCAGAGCUACUGGACCGAGACUCUGUGUGGACCUGAGCAUGACCGACUGCAUGUCACACAAAGAGAUCUGUCGUCUGGCAGGUCAGAUAAGACGACUCUAUGGGUCCAAUAAGAAAUCCACACAGCCAUUCCACCUCUUGCUGACUGACAUGAAAGAAGAUGGUUUGCUUUACAAGGAAUGCAUCAGAAUGAAUGAAGGCUUCCUCAACUACUUGAUUGACAUCACAGAUGAGAGCUGGAUUGAUCUGUUUCCCUGUGCUGAUGUUGUUUAUCUAACUCCAGAUGCUCCUGAAGCUUUAGAACAAGUGGAUGAAGAAAAAAUCUACAUUCUCGGAGGACUAGUGGAUGAGAGCAUUCAAAAGAAAAUAAGCUUUGCUCGGGCUCAAGAGCUGGGCGUUCACAUGGCACGGCUACCUAUUGAUGAGUACAUGGUAAAGAAACCCAACUCCAAGAACUUCCACUCCAAAAUCUUAGCCAUCAACCAAGUAUUUGACAUCCUACUGACCUUUCGUGACACUGGAAGCUGGAGCAAAGCCCUCACUGCUGGAGUUCCAGAGGGGAAAGGAUACACAGUAUCAUUAGAAGCUGUGUCUGACCUACCUCGAUAACUCGGACUUCAUGAAGACAUAUUAUUUUAGACAGAAAUCAUUUUUUAAUAUACAGCAGUUCAUCAGUGAAAUAAGAAGAAACACUGAACUGAAAACUGAAGACUGAACAUAUUCAGAACCUGUUCUUAUCUUACGCCCAGCCCCGCUGGCCUGGACUGUCAUUGUCGUUUUAAACCAUCAUAGCCUGUGGUGGGAACUUACUACAUAUUUAUUCAUAGACCAUUGCUGUUGGCCCAUAGGGACUAAAACAUUUUGCCCAUUCAGGUGUUAGAAAUUGUUGUUAGAACUGCAGUUUAUUGCUGGAAAAUAAUCUGUUUUUAGAAUUAUUUUACUAGCAAUUAAUUGGGUCUUUGUGGUAAUCACAGUGGAUGAUUUGUUAAAAACAAAUAAAAUGAAUGUUACAUAUAAUACUUUUAUAAAUUACACAUUACAAACACAUCACAAGACAGGAGAGUGAACACUGCAACCUCAAACUCAUUCUUACUGUCUUACAAUAACUACAUUUUAAAUGAAUGAUGUUUAU